Molecule: messenger RNA, 922 nt
Organism: Nelumbo nucifera (sacred lotus)
Lineage: Eukaryota; Viridiplantae; Streptophyta; Magnoliopsida; Proteales; Nelumbonaceae
Product: envelope glycoprotein
Source: RefSeq, a predicted model, not a curated record
AAUCGAAUACAAAGAGGAUAAACGAACAGUUAGGAAACAAGAUAAACUUGGAUCAGAUUUUAGAAAGAGCAAGCGAGUGAGAUAGCGACUAGCGAGGCCAGAGAGAUGGUGCUGUGGGAGAUCACAUUGGCAACCGCCUACUUUUUGGGGAUGAAACGCACUUACAAGCUGGUUCUGAGGCUUCAACGUCGUCUCAUCAGCCCUAAUCAUCCUAGGCUCCGGCAGUUCGUUUACAGGCGUACACGUACUGUUUUUGACAUAGCAGUCAAGGUUCACAGGAACAUACAAGAGAGAGACAUAGAAGUUGGUAGGAAUCUUGGGAACUGGAUCCUUAGGUGGCUUGACAGGAACAAACCCUCUGCUAAUAUCCGUGGUGGUCCGCCUGGACUGCCUGCUGGUGGCAACUUCGCCAAGCAAAUGACAAGCAUCCCUAUCAGGGAAACUUACGGAUCCAGAGGAGGGGGUCGACAUGGGCAAAUUAAUGGACGUGUAUUUGCCUCAUCGAUGAACUUAAGGCGAAAAUCCUUCCCAACCUUGGGAACAAUUAUGCUUCCAGUAAAACCAGCUGCCACCAAUGUCCAGUAUAGGCACUUGUGCAUCAAUGGGCCUGAGAUGCAGAGAAUGAGAUGUGGAAGAGGCAGAUUUGAAGGAGUGAUUCGAAAGGACAUAAUGCAGUGGAUGCAGCAAAGUUGAUGAAAGAACCUGGCAUUAUUCACUAGAAGUUUCCACAUGCUUUGUAUAUUCUUCCUGCCUUUUCCUGUUGUUUUAGAUUAAAUUUGAUUUUAAUGAAAUUCUGUGAUCUCGAGGAAACGUUUUACUGUAAGAGUACAUUUUGCUAAACUGCCUGAUUGAUGGGUCAUCUCUUAAAGUUGGAACACUGGACAGUUUCUGUUAUAACAACAAUGAUGGACGGAUUGCUAUA